GCCACCUCGCGACACCCAUACCGCAUACCACACACGAAAUGGCAUCGCCGCGAGCCAUCACCGCGCUGGCGCGCUCGCGGCCCACCUACUCCCUCCUCAGCGCCGCAGCUGGACGCCCGGCGGCCUUCUCAACUGGGGUAGUGAGGCAAAGAGCGCAUGAGGCAAAAGCAGAAGGACUACCUCCUCAAGGCUUCAGGCUGCCUACUCCACGGAAAUGGAACGAGAACAAGGAGAGCAUUUGGGAUGCGGCAGGCAAAUACUUCCUUCUCACCGAGAUGGCGAGAGGAAUGUACGUGCUCCUUGAGCAGUUCUUCCGCCCUCCAUACACCAUAUACUACCCGUUCGAGAAGGGCCCCAUCUCCCCGCGCUUCCGUGGCGAACAUGCUUUGAGACGAUACCCCACGGGCGAGGAGCGCUGCAUCGCCUGCAAGCUGUGCGAGGCCAUCUGCCCGGCACAGGCCAUCACAAUCGAAGCUGAAGAGCGAGAAGAUGGCAGCCGAAGAACGACGCGCUACGACAUUGAUAUGACCAAGUGCAUUUACUGCGGCUUCUGUCAAGAGUCUUGCCCCGUGGAUGCCAUCGUGGAGAGCCCGAACGCCGAGUACGCGACAGAGACGCGCGAGGAGCUUUUGUACAACAAGGAGAAGCUCCUCUCGAACGGAGACAAGUGGGAGCCGGAAUUGGCAGCUGUGGCAAGAGCGGAUGCGCCAUACAGAUAAAGCUGAUGGCUGGAGGAUGAGGUUCUGUUUCCUUGGAGUGCAAGAGAUGGCACUCAACGAUACCUAGGCAGGCAGUUCUCUAUGUCGUUUGAAGUGCUACAAAUGCUACAGAUACUGUACAUACGGACGGACGGUGCUUCCACGGCGAUGAGCUGACCCUAUAAUGGAGGACAUUGUAGAUUGUAUUUGUCCGUUCCAGCAAAGACAGCACAAAUUCGGAGCUUACCUGAUGCAACCC
This is a messenger RNA of Sphaerulina musiva SO2202, 957 nucleotides long. Its product is annotated as NADH-quinone oxidoreductase. Bases 39 to 719 code for a protein of 226 amino acids. Gene Ontology annotation, cellular component: membrane. Gene Ontology annotation, biological process: mitochondrial electron transport, NADH to ubiquinone; mitochondrial respiratory chain complex I assembly. Gene Ontology annotation, molecular function: NADH dehydrogenase activity; 4 iron, 4 sulfur cluster binding. The transcript is spliced from 2 exons. Lineage: Eukaryota; Fungi; Ascomycota; Dothideomycetes; Mycosphaerellales; Mycosphaerellaceae. The record is from RefSeq and is a predicted model, not a curated record.